AUGGCACGAGAGCAGCAGCUUUUCCUGUUCCUACCGCCGGAUUCUCUCCAUCCGAUAUGGGAGACGAUCUUCAAGAGGGUGCAGCAGCCAGGCCUGCAGCAGUUCCAAGACGUAACCAUCCUGUUCCAGGUCAAAAAUCUAAAGAUCUUGACUAAAGACGUGACGUGGGAGGCUAUAAUGACACGAUUCCGGACGUACUAG
Messenger RNA from Coniosporium apollinis CBS 100218, 201 nucleotides. RefSeq lists its product as uncharacterized. NCBI's taxonomy places the organism in Eukaryota, Fungi, Ascomycota, Dothideomycetes. The transcript has a single exon. The coding region runs from base 1 to 201 and encodes 66 amino acids. The record is from RefSeq and is a predicted model, not a curated record.